Messenger RNA from Erythranthe guttata (spotted monkey flower), 8524 nucleotides. Its product is annotated as protein NO VEIN. NCBI's taxonomy places the organism in Eukaryota, Viridiplantae, Streptophyta, Magnoliopsida, Lamiales, Phrymaceae. Gene Ontology annotation, cellular component: nucleus. Gene Ontology annotation, biological process: root development; leaf vascular tissue pattern formation; embryo development ending in seed dormancy. The record is from RefSeq and is a predicted model, not a curated record.
CAAGACUCGUAAUAUCCAAGGGUGCUUGGGUAAUUCACCCUAGAUUCUAUAAUCAGAAAAUUCCUCAAAAAGACCCUAUAUAAAGAUAAAAAUUCGCUCCGCCCACCGCCCGCGUUUAACAAGUAACAACUCUUCUUCUUCUUCUCUCUAGUAUUAUGUACGGACACCCGGGGCCCUACCGGCCCGGCGGCGUCGGCCGCGGUGUAGCGCAGCCGCCACAACAACAGCAUCACCAACAAAUUCAUCUGAACCCUAACUUUUAUCCGCACCCCAAUCCAUUCCUCCAACAAAACCCCAAUUUCAUGCCUCUCUAUAACCCCUUUAUGCAAAACCCCAACCCUUACCCACAGGAUCAACUUCAAUUCGCCAACACUAAUUUCCCUAUUCAACCGAACCCUCCCGAGAGCGCCGAUGCUCAUACGCCGCGCCCCAGUGGUGGUAGCAGUAACGGUAAGUUUCGGGUGCAGCACGUUAGGGCGCGGAGCGAGGUUAUUGCUGAACUCGAUAAGGCGGUGGCGAGGGCUCGGAACGAUCUGCUCGAGUCGAAUCAGAAUGUUUCGGCUUGGAAAGUCUCGCAGGCGGCUUUGUUGAUGGUGAAGGCGGAGUCUUGGGAGAGUUUGGGGUUUCAAAUGCAGCAAGUGCCUUCGCUUAAUAGCUUAUUGGUCACCGAAGGGAAGAUCAAUGCAUUCAUCCACUGCUUUGUUGCGGUUAGAAGAAUUACUUCAUUGUAUGAUUUGGAAGUGGCAAUCUGUGAGAGCGAGGGCAUUCAAGGGUUUGAAGAGCUGGGAUUGGGUUCCUUGGUACGACACCCACUUGCUGUGCAUUAUUUUUCUCUGACUUCUGAAGUGAUAGAAGUGUACAGAAUAACAACUGAAGAUAUAAUUUCUUACCUUUGCGAGUUCAUUGAUACUCACCGUAAAAGAGAAAUUAAAGUUGAUACCUUUGUGGAUUUUAUUUGUAAGAAGCAAUCUGUCAGUGGGAGGGAAAAGCUUUGUGUGCGUAUGCAGAACUUUGGAUCAUAUGUUAGUAACAUAAGAAAGACGAGGCAAACAGAAGAUGGGGUAUUAAAAAAAUGUUAUGAGAAAAUUAGAAUGAGAUCCGCUCAAACGAGUCAGAAGCGCCCGCUUUUUUCAAAACAGAAAAAAGUGAUGGAUGACCAGUUUACUGCAAUAUCUGAGCGAAUGAAGUCUUUCUCCUCUUCAAAUAGCCAAUUUUGUGGCAAACACAUAAGAUUCAUGCCGUCAAGUUCAAAUGAUGAUAGUGACGCUAAUGAAUCUGAUGAGAAUCAGGAUGAGAAGAAUACAGAGAGCAACUGCAGUUUGCCACUUCAAAAUAGUAGAUCAGACCGUGUCACUAGAUGCCCUUACCCAUCAGCAACUGAAGAAAGGACAAGGCUGGGUUUCAAAAGUGAAGUAGAGUCUGGAUCUUGCAUGCAGAGUGGUGGGGUAAGGUGCAAUGCAGAUAAUGAGCCUCCUUCAAGGAAGAGGAAAUAUGAGAACAUGAGUGGCAGCACCAAGCCUAGCAACCGGAAUCAAAGGAACAUGUAUGAUUCAAAUCUCAAGCCAACACGCACUCAUAGAUAUGGUAUAGUUGAUCAUCCUCUUUCUGCUGAAUCAUUAAGAAUGUUCGUUACAACUUGGAAAGAUACAUGCCGAGAAAACGAUGCAGAUGAGGUUCUUUUGAGGAUGCUUCACUAUUACAACAACAUGAAAAAGAGGAAAGUGGCACAACUGUUUACUGUGUACCCGUUUGUUGGAUUGCUUUAUACUGCUGUGGCAUGUAUUAAAUCUGGAAUGUGUGAUAGUAUUUACGACACUUUCCAAACUCUUAACCAGAAAGGCAUGGACGACAAACCAUUUGACAGUUCAGCUGACUACAUAAGCAUCGAUGUUGAACCAUCUGAGAAGGAUGUUGCUGUUUCAGCACAAAAAAAUCUUGCACGUAAACAUGAUGUUAUAGCUGAAGAUAUCGUGAAGAAGAUUUCUGGAUAUUUCGAGGAUGACGUCUUGAGCUGCAAAACUCCGUAUCGAGAAAAUAAUGUACAUCUCUUGAGAAAGCUCUGCAAGUGCGAGUAUUGGCUAGUUGAACAAUAUUCCAUUAACAAGUUUGAAUCCCUUGGUUAUGGAGAAUAUCUUAUGUUUCUAGAGAAAUAUAUGCACAUGUUGCCUCAUGCAUUACAGAAGUGCAUUAUGGGCGACAUAUCAGAAAAUUCUUCUUUGGAGGCUCACUUACUGCCAGUUCAGUUAGAUGUGUUACUAUCGCAAGCUUCAAAUGGUUUGUGGGAAAAUGAAGUUAUAAACAUGCGGAAUGUUUCUGAGUUGCUAUCUAGGCAGUUUCCUUUAGUAUGUAUUAAAUUGGUGAACAGCGAUCUUAUGGCAGAUUUUACAAAAAGAUGCAGCAUUAGUUCUAACUGCGUGUUGUUUUCGACUCCAUUGUCAAGAUUGAAUUAUAUGGGUGAUUCUUUAAUUGAAAAUGAGAAAACAGUGGAAGAAACUAGAGGGUUUGUUAAUAAUAGAGCAUGCAGAGAAGGAAUGAUUGGGGCAGUUACUACCAAGGAUUGUAUUGAGCUCUUACUCAAGGCCCCUAUGAUGAUUGAUUUGAACUUGUGGUCACAUUGGGACAUGUUGUUUGCUCCUUCUCUUGGUUCGCUUGUGGAGUGGCUGUUAAAGGAGGUCAACACCAAAGAGUUGCUUUGUUUGAUAACUAAGGAUGGCAAGGUGAUCCGUAUAGACCAUUCAGCUACUAUGGACUCAUUCUUAAAAGUUUUCAGUCGAGGAUCCUCCUUUGAAACAGCAGUGCAAUUAUUGUCUUUGCUUGCAUUAUAUGGCGGUGAACGGAAUGUUCCUUUAUCCCUUCUAAAAUGCCAUGCUCGACAGGCCUUUGAAGUGAUAAUUAAUAAUUAUUUGGAGAAGGAAUUAUAUAAUGAUAUGAAUCCUCUCAGGCAUAGGAAUCCAUCCUAUGAUUCUAUAGUUGGCAACGGCACAUCUAGUGAUUUCGCUAGCAAGUUACCCAAUAAUAGAAGUGUACUUAAUAGAGCAGCCCCAGUUAUGUCAAAGUUCAUACUUGAUUGUUUGAGCUAUCUGCCAAUCGAAUUUUGCAGCUUUGCUGCUGAUGUAUUGAUUGCAGGCUUACAGUCUUUUGUGAAUGAUGUUCCUGCAGCUAUCUUGACUGAAUGCAAGAAAAUAGAGCAGCUUCUCAUGCUCCAUGAAGUGGGAAUGUCUCUUGGAUUAAUGGAAUGGGUUCGCGAUUACCAAUCAUUUUGUUCUUCUCCAAGAACUGGAUUUUCCCUUGGUUCAUCAUGCUUAGAUGUGGUUCAUUCUGAGUCCAGUACAAGAUCAGUGACUGGGCAAGGUGGACUGGACAAGCGCCCUGCUUCUUUAGGUAAAGGAGUAAGUGGUGGGGCUGGUUCAGCUAAGGUUUCAAUUGACGGCCGGGCUGCAAAUUCAAAAGCAAUAUCAAAGUUUGAUACUCCUAUUGAUUAUGAUCCAGCCAAAGUUAUUGAAUCUAUCAGGCAAGAGGAAUUUGGUCUAGAUCAAAGUCUUUCAGAUAAUAAAAGUAGCAUGUUAGAGAAGCAGCAUGCGCGACUAGGCAGGGCGCUCCAUUGUCUUUCGCAUGAGUUAUAUUCCCAGGAUUCACAUUUCCUUCUAGAGCUGGUUCAAAAUGCUGAUGACAAUAUCUACCUUGAACACGUGGAACCCACUCUUACUUUCAUUCUUCAGGAUAAAGGCAUAGUUGUGCUAAAUAACGAGGUUGGUUUUUCGGCCAAUAACAUCAGAGCACUUUGCGAUGUUGGAAAUUCGACAAAAAAGGGUCAUAAUACUGGAUAUAUUGGGAAGAAGGGCAUUGGCUUCAAAUCAGUAUUUCGGGUUACUGAUGCUCCAGAAAUACACUCAAAUGGGUUUCAUAUUAAAUUCGACAUAACGGAAGGCCAGAUUGGUUUUGUUCUACCAACAGUUGUUCCUCCCUGUGAUAUGGACUUGUAUACUAGAUUGGCAUCUCCAGAUGCUGAUUGCCAGGAUCAGAACUCUUGGAAUACAAGCAUUGUGCUCCCCUUUAGGCCAGACAUGUUGGGAGGCGUUGCCAUAAACAACAUUUUAUCCAUGUUCUCGGAUCUUCAUCCAUCUUUGUUGCUGUUUCUUCACCGUCUUCAAUGCAUUAAAUUUAGAAACUUACUUGAUGGUUCACUGAUUGUUAUGAGGAAAGAGGUUAUAGGUGAUGGCAUAGUAGAAGUUACUCUUGGUAAUGAGAAAAUAACUUGGCUUGUAGUAUCCCAGGAAUUAAAUGCUGACGUCAUUCGUUCUGAUGUGAAAACAACAGAAAUUUCUUUAGCAUUUACAUUGCAGGAGAAAUGUGAAGGAGGAUAUGUCCCAAUUCUGAAUCAACAGCCCGUUUUUGCAUUUCUUCCUCUGAGGACUUAUGGCCUUAAAUUUAUUCUCCAAGGAGAUUUUGUUUUGCCUUCUUCCAGGGAAGAAGUUGAUGGAAAUAGUCCGUGGAACCAGUGGUUAUUGUCAGAAUUUCCUAAUUUGUUUGUAAGUGCUGAGAGGUCAUUUUGUGCUCUACCUUGUUAUAGAGGAUGUCCAGGAAAAGCUAUUACAGUAUUUAUGAGUUUUAUUCCCCUUGUGGGUGAGGUGCAUGGGUUUUUCUCUAGCCUACCACGAAUGAUAGUUUCUAAAUUACGCAUGUCUGAAUGCUUGAUUCCGGAAGGUGAGGAAAUAGAAUGGAUUGCUCCUUGCAAGGCCCUGAGAAAUUGGACCCACCAGACUCGUUCUUUGAUACCUGAUAGUGUGCUCCGUGAGCAUCUUGGUCUUCGGUUUUUGAGUAAAGAUAUAAUUCUCUCGGAUUCAUUAGCAAAUGCUCUGGGUGUUGAAGACUAUGGACCACAAAUUUUACUAAAGGUUAUUUCUUCACUCUGCCGCUUGGAGAAUGGGUUACAGUCCAUGGGCUUGAGUUGGUUAUCUUCUUGGCUCAGCACCUUUUAUGUGAUGUCAUCCCAGUUUAUAAUGCAUGCUUCUCUGAAUUCUGUGGCUGAAUCUGACUUAUUAGAUAAUCUUCGGAAAAUCCCGUUUAUCCCUCUUUUAGAUGGUAAAUUCAGCUCAUUGGGCGAGGAUUCGAUUUGGUUGCCUUCCGAGGCAGUAGGACAGGGGAUUAAUGAUGAGUGUCUUCCCAAAGCUUUCCCAAAACUGUAUGGAAAACUGCGAAUUGUAAGUCCCAACCUAUUAGCUGCAGCUACCUCCAUUGAGACCUCGUGUUCUGAUUUAAAUAUUGUAGAGAAUGUUACGAGGAUGCUUUACAAGGUUGGUGUCCAGCGGUUGUCUGUUCAUGACAUUGUAAAGGUGCACAUAUUACCAGCCUUGUCGGAAGGAAAUAAUGCAAAGGGCCAGGAAGAAUUGGUGAUAGAGUACCUUGCCUUUGCAAUGUAUCACUUACAAUCAAGUUGUACAAUCUGUCACCUAGAAAGGGGUCACAUUAUUGCAGAGUUGCAUGAGAAGGCUAUGAUUCUGACGAAUUAUGGCUUCAAACGAACUACUGAGGUGCCUAUCCAUUUUAAUAGGGAGUUCGGAAAUCCCGUUGAUGUGAAUCAGCUAAUUAGCGGUCUUGAUUUGAAAUGGCAUGAAAUUGACACUGCCUACAUAAAGCAUCCAAUCACCAAAUCCAUAUCUGGUGGCGUGUUGAAGUGGAGGAGUUUUUUCCAGGAAUUGGGAGUAACUGAUUUUGUUCAAGUAGUUCAAAUCGAGAAGAAUGUUCCUGAUGUAUCUCCGACGAAUUCCCAGGAUGUAAUAGGUGUCAACGAAAGGGUCAAUGCUGGUUUAAUCUCUAAAAAUUGGGGAUCCAGCGAGUUGUUUCACCUACUGUCGUCUCUAUCUUCAAGUGAUGUUGGGGAAAAGUCUAAAUACCUUUUGGAGAUUUUUGAUAAAUUGUGGGAUGAUAGUUUCAGCGAUAAAGUUACUGGUUACUGCACUGGUUCCAGUGGGGAACACAAACCUUUCAAUUCAUCUUUUAUAAGCAUCCUGCAAGAUUCCCAUUGGAUUGUUUCAAAUAUUGACAACAAACUUCAUUGUCCGAAAGAUUUGUUCCAUGACUGUUUGGCUGUAAAAUCCGUUCUCGGUGUUAGUGCUCCUUAUACUAUUCCAAAGGUGACUAGUGAAAAGAUGCUAGCUGAUCUUGGUUUAAAAACUCGAGUUACUCCUGAUGAUGCUCUAUCCGUUCUUAGACUUUGGAGCAAAUCGGAAUCUCCUUUCACGGCUAGUAUGUCACAGAUGUCCAACUUCUACACAUUUCUCUGGAAAGAAAUGACUCUUUCAAAGAACAAAAUAAUAGAGGAAUUACAUUCAGGACCUUUCAUAUUCGUCCCAAAUACAUCUAGUUAUCCGAAGGAGGAUCUCGUACAUGGGACAUUUUUGUCUCCUUCGCAAGUGUACUGGCACGACACCAUUGACACAGUCAGCCCAGUAAAGUCGGUCAAUCCUGUAUGUGUUUCAAGCACAAGUAGUCCCCAGAGGAAAAUGUUGUAUAACUUUUACCCAAACCUUCACGACUUUUUCGUGAACGAGUGUGGGGUGGAUGAAAGUCCUCCUUUGUGUAGUUACCUCCAGAUUUUGCUGGAGUUAUCUACCAUUGCUCUACCUCAUCAGGCUGCAAAGAGGGUGUUUGAGGUGUUCUUAAUGUGGAAUGAUGCACUGAAAUCUGGAUCACUGAGUUUUGAAGAUGCUGAGUACCUGAAAGAAAAUCUCCUGAAAAAGGAAAAUACUGUUCUGCCUACUAGACUAGAUAAAUGGGUUUCUCUACACUCGUCAUUUGGUUUAGUUUGUUGGUGUGAUGAUGAUGACUUAGGAACAGAGUUCAGAGACCUUGAAGGUGUUGACUUUCUUCACUUUGGGGAAUCUACUGAUGAAAAAAAUCCGAUGCUUCGGGCAAAGGUCUCGACCAUAUUGAAAAGACUAGGAAUUCCUGCGCUCUCUGAGAUUGUAACUCGCGAGGCAAUUUACUAUGGUCCAGCAGACUGUAGUGUCAUUUUCUCACUGGUGAGGUGGGCUCUUCCUUAUGCUCAGCGUUACGUCUACAAUGCCCACCCCGACAUAUAUUCUCAACUCAAGCAGUCCGGCUUUGAGAACAUUACAAAUCUCAAGAUUGUAGUUGUCGAGAAGUUGUUCUACAGGAACGCUAUAAAGAAAUUUCAGAUUACGUCAAAGACGAGACACUCCUGUAACUGCCUUCUGCAGGACAAGAUCUUAUACUGCACUCGUGAAUCAGAUCCGCACUCGAUAUUUUUAGAGUUGUCUUGUUUACUAUCCACCAAUGGAACUCAUGACCUGCACUUUGCUAACUUCCUUCUCAUGAUCACAAGAAUGGCUGAAUCAGGUUCGACCGAUGAGGAAACAGAACUCUUUAUAUCAAACAGCCAGAAGGUGCCUAAACUACCUGCCGAGGAAUCGAUCUGGUCCAUUCAAUCCACUUCAUCAACAGACAAACAUACUAAACCGCCAGAAAAUUUUCUCUCUCUAAAAGUUGAGGAACAAAGCUCGUCGCUGCUCAAGAAAAAAACUGGGGUCAUCUCAAAUUGGCCACCUGCCGAUUGGAAAACCGCCCCAGGUUUCGAUUCUGGCAGUACAUUUGGGUUGAAGAAACUAGGUGAUGUAAUUUAUGCAGAAAAAAAUAUUGAACAAUCUGAAAUUUCUAUGGUUGGGAUAAGCGGUGAAUUCAAUAUGGACAUUGAUUCGAAGGCGGUGGUUCAGGGAGCAGUUUUACUCGAGACCGAGAUCUCAGAAACCCAGUCGAACAAUUCGACCAAUUUGGUUGAUUAUAGCACGACUAUGGUACUCGAUUCUGUUGAUCUUUAUGCAUCUGAUAGCAAGAAGUUUCUUGCGACAAAUUCGACCGAGAAAGAUCAAGUAUUUACACACCAGGCACAGCUUACAGGGAGAUUGGGGGAGCUUGUGGCUUCCAAAUUCUUCGCGGGGAAAUUCGGUGAGGCUUUUGUGAACUGGGUGAACGAAAAUAGCGAAACCGGACUACCUUAUGAUAUUUUAUUAGGAGACGAUGAAAAUAUGAGGGAAUAUAUCGAAGUCAAAGCAACCAGAUCUGCCAGAAAGAACUGGUUUCUUAUAUCAAUGAGAGAGUGGCAAUUUGCGAUUGAGAAAGGCGAAUCUUUCAGCAUUGCACAUGUCGUUUUAGCAGAUGACAACAUGGCGAAGGUGACAGUGUACAAAAAUCCGGCUAGAUUGUGCCAGCUUGGCAACCUGAAGUUAGCGUUCGUGGUGCCAAAAUAGUAAAGAGUGUUCCGAUAGAAUGAGUUACAGAUGUAUACUGAUAGUAUAUUCAAAUGAGAAUUGUGUAUCAUAUCAUAUGCAUGUGUAUAUAAGUAACAGUAAAGGCAUGUAUAAGCAGAAAUUUACCCCACAUUUUCGUUUACAGGUUAAACAAUUUAUGCGAAAAUCCGAAUGCGAUGGUCUCGAUAUAUCUUUCAAUAUAGUUGUAACCUACAUGUUUUACUUUUGGUUUGAAUAUGUUGAUGGGAAUACUGAAA